Molecule: messenger RNA, 330 nt
Organism: Monopterus albus (swamp eel)
Lineage: Eukaryota; Metazoa; Chordata; Actinopteri; Synbranchiformes; Synbranchidae
Product: guanylin-like
Exons: 3
Coding region: 1-330 (109 amino acids)
Cellular component (GO): extracellular region
Molecular function (GO): guanylate cyclase activator activity
Source: RefSeq, a predicted model, not a curated record
AUGAUAUCGCUGAGUGUUGUGCUUGUUUUGGUGCUGUGUGUGUGCAGGGGAGCUCUAGGUGUGCAGGUUAAGGUUGGAGACAGGAGCUUCCCAUUGGAGGCGGUGAAGCAGCUGAAGGAGCUGAUGCAUUUAAAUGGCAAAAUUAGCCCUCCACUCGCAGAAACGAGUGCUGUAGCCGUGUGCCCCAACCCUCUCCUGCCGCAGGUCUUUCAGCCAGUGUGCCAAGGAAAAGGAGCAGGGAUGGUUUUCUUCAAACUAGUGAAUAUCAUCACAUCUGUGGAUCCUUGUGAAAUAUGUGCCAACCCCUCCUGCUUUGGGUGUCGGACCUGA